AUGGCUCGCUCACCAGUGUUUAGAAAUCCCGAAACGUUUCAGCCGGAAAGAUUUCUUAUGGACGAUGGAGUCACUCCUAAAAAGGAAACGGUAGAACAGCUCUGUCCCUUCUCUAUUGGCAAACGACAAUGCGCAGGUGAAGCCCUAGCCAGAGUGGAACUAUUUAUAGGACUGGUGACCCUGCUUCAACACUACAAGAUAGAACCUGCAAAAGGACAUGAGAUCGAUCUUGAGCCGAUUUUCGCUGCAGUUUUGCUACCAAAGCCACAACCUCUACGACUUAUACCACUUUCAUCUCACCACUAA
This is a messenger RNA of Cylicocyclus nassatus, 306 nucleotides long. The record is from the annotation of a GenBank genome assembly. NCBI's taxonomy places the organism in Eukaryota, Metazoa, Nematoda, Chromadorea, Rhabditida, Strongylidae.